GUCCAGCCUGCCGGCGGGCCGAGCCUCGGCCCACGCGGCACCCGCCACCCCGGCACUCCACGAUACAGACCAGGAGGCGCAGUCAUGUCGAGGUCAGCAGUUUUCGCCGUGGCUUUAGUGGCCGUUGCGGUCGCCGCGGUUUCCGCGUUGCCAACCGAGAACGCGACUGCACCCGCCAAUAAGGUGGCCUCCGCCGCGGGGCCCGCCUCCCUGGACGUGGCGCCGCUCCCGGGGCACAUCAUGGUGCGGCCGCCGCCCCGCCAGGUGGAGGAGGCGAGCGCCGCGCCCGUGUCGCUGCCCGUGCGCCCCGCCAACCUGGGGCCGGGGCCGGCGCUGCCGCCGGGCACCGUCAAGUUCCCCAGCGAGCAGCCCCUGCAGCAGGCCGACGAGCGGCUGGACGCCGACCAGCAGGACGUGUGGAGCUGGGACAACCUCCGCGACGGCUGCGGCGACACCAAGAACUGCCUCGGCUUCCCGGAGAACUGCGAGUCGGACAGCAGCGCGCAGUGCACCGCCAUCGUCACGGUGCAGGUCCUGCCGCAGGACGAGCCGACCGCGCCGGGGGGCAAGAGCGACAUGUUCACCUUCAGGAUGAGGGCCUCGGACGCCAAGUGGGUCGCCGUCGGGCUGGGAGAGACCUCGAAAAUGCACGACACUAGCGUCAUCGAAUGUGUCGCAAACCCCGACGGCACGAUUGAAACCUACCUGUCCUACACGCCGCAAGCGAAUGAACGGAAAGACUGCAUACGCAUGACCAACCCGGGCGGUGCCAUCAAACUGAGGCAAAGCAGAUACAUGGACGCGGGCCUCUUCUGCGAGGUGUCGCGCGUCAACCAGUCGAGGCUCAUAAACAUAGAUUGGAACCUGGACGAGAAGCCCUUCUUCCUACAGCUCGCCUUGGGCACAAAAUUCAAGAAUAUUGGGGGCAUCGGCGGCCUGAUGCAGCACAACAAGGGCGCCGUGUCGGCGGCCAGCAGUGUGCGGCUGGACGCGUACCGGACGCUCGGCGCCGCCUCCAACUGGCCCAUGCGCCUGCACGGUGCGCUCAUGGUCCUGGCCUGGAUGUUCGCCGCCACGGCCGGCUCGCUCGCCGCGCGCUACUUCAAGGCGGCCUGGGGGAAGGCCACCAUCUGCGGCAAGGCCAUGUGGUUCGCGUGGCAUCGCCUGCUCAUGAUACUCACCGUGGUGCUGCACGUCGUUGCCAUCAUCGCGGCCCUGAUCUACCUGGAGGGCUGGUCGUCGUCCUCGGGCGUCCACGGCAUCCUGGGCGGCGUCACCACGGCGCUGGCGCUGCUGCAGGGAGCGGCCGGGCUCCUGCGCCCCAGCCCGGACCACAAGUACCGCCCCCUCUUCAACUGGGGGCAUCGUGUCCAGGGCUUCGCGACACACGUCAUUGCCAUCGUCACCAUCUUCUUCGCCGUCGGCCUUCCCUACGCGCGCCUUCCCUCGUACACCUACGCCAUCCUGGGCGUCUACGUCUUGUUCUACUUCAUCCUCCAUGGCGUGCACUCGCUAACUGAAGUGAAGAGCUACUACUUCAUUUUUGUCCUCUUUGGGUCUGCUGCAUUUGCCAUUACAAUGCUGAUCCUGGUAGUGAUUGGUCCAGCAUAAGGUCGCAUUAAGGGAGUUUCUAGACAUGGUCAACGCUGUUCACCCGUUUAAGCGGCCACCUACCAACAAAACACAUGCAACACAACUAGGUGGUAAUUAAAAGGCACCCACUCAAAUUUACUAUUAGUGAUAAAAAUUAAUAUUAUGAAUUACUAUAAGAUAGUGUACUUAAUAAACAACCCUUUUUAUAAAACUCUUUAUUAAUAACAUGACAAUAGG
Messenger RNA from Frankliniella occidentalis (western flower thrips), 1830 nucleotides. RefSeq names its product putative ferric-chelate reductase 1 homolog. The transcript has 8 exons. Lineage: Eukaryota; Metazoa; Arthropoda; Insecta; Thysanoptera; Thripidae. The record is from RefSeq and is a predicted model, not a curated record. Gene Ontology annotation, molecular function: oxidoreductase activity, acting on metal ions. Bases 85 to 1611 code for a protein of 508 amino acids.